AUGGCUGACGUAGCAAACAAGACUCCUUCAACGACAGGAUCUGAAGGUGGCAAGGAUGCCACACCAGGAGCUGAAGAAGGAAAAAAAGAACAAGCUGCCUCCAAUACGCCAUCAUCCAAUCAAUCGGAAACCGUUCGUGAAAAUAUGAUAUCAACUGCCGUUAAAUUUCUUCAAAAUCCCAAAGUACGACAAAGCCCUUUCCCUCAACGAAAAGCAUUUUUACUCAAAAAAGGUUUAACCGCCAAAGAACUACAAGUUGCUAUUGAUCGAUCUGGUACAGCUAGCGAUGAGCAUCGCCCUAUUCAAAAUCUGACCAAUAACCAAGCCACCAUAUCACCAACUCAACCUGCAAGUGUUGUGGCUGUACCCAAUACGCAAGAAGUCGUUCCGACAACAGCAGCUAUUGCUUCCAGGCAUUACAGAUGGAGAGAUAUUGCAGUUAUUGCCGCUUUAGUUGCAGGGGCAUUUUAUGGAAUCAAGGUGUUAAUAACUAGAUUUAUUAUGCCUUGGUUUAAGCAGCAAAAGGAUAAUAAAGAACAUUUAAGAAGAAUCGAAACAAGCGUAGGAGAAUUAAGAGCUGAUGUGGCUAUCACCGUAGGAGGUCUCCAGUCAACUUUAGAAUCUGUCAAGGAUAGCGUGAGCGACUUACAAACCAAAGUAGAUAUGAUAACAAGAGGCCCAUUAAAUCAGGGUGGUAACGUUGAAUCACACGUGGUUGGCGAGUUAAAGAAAGAUCUAGCAACAAUUAAAGGUCUUAUGCUAAGCAGACAACAAUUUCCCUCUGCACCGAAAUUGCCUCAACGUAAUUCAUCAAUCCCUUCCUGGCAAAAGAGUUCUACAGAAGUAGGCAAGUUAACCAAUGGAAGUAUUGAAAAUGGAAUAGACAAAAAGAUUGAUAACAAAUUUACCGCUGUCAACAACGAAGUAAACGAUGAUGAAAGUACAAAUCAUCGGGAAGAUGCUGCAUCGGAAUUGCAUGAAGUACAGUCAAAUGAUGUUGAAAUUAACGGCAUUGCAAGUGAAGCAGACGAAAGAUAUGGAUAA
Trichoplax adhaerens is the source of this 1044-nucleotide messenger RNA. RefSeq lists its product as uncharacterized. Gene Ontology annotation, cellular component: peroxisomal membrane; peroxisomal importomer complex. The record is from RefSeq and is a predicted model, not a curated record. NCBI's taxonomy places the organism in Eukaryota, Metazoa, Placozoa, Uniplacotomia, Trichoplacea, Trichoplacidae. Gene Ontology annotation, biological process: protein import into peroxisome matrix, docking. Gene Ontology annotation, molecular function: signaling receptor binding. The transcript is spliced from 11 exons. Bases 1 to 1044 code for a protein of 347 amino acids.